This is a messenger RNA of Phycomyces blakesleeanus NRRL 1555(-), 813 nucleotides long. RefSeq names its product protein kinase C (gene PKC4). The record is from RefSeq and is a predicted model, not a curated record. Gene Ontology annotation, cellular component: cytoplasm; plasma membrane; nucleus. Gene Ontology annotation, biological process: protein phosphorylation. The transcript has 6 exons. NCBI's taxonomy places the organism in Eukaryota, Fungi, Mucoromycota, Mucoromycetes, Mucorales, Phycomycetaceae. The annotation marks the transcript as partial. Gene Ontology annotation, molecular function: protein serine/threonine kinase activity; ATP binding.
GUUCUAUCCAAGAAAGAUAUGCUUAAACGUAAUAAGGUCAAGCGUGUUCUCACCGAACAAGAGAUCCUUUCGAGUUCAAAUUACCCAUUUAUUGUCACACUCUACCAUUCCUUUCAAAGUAAAGACUAUCUUUAUUUUGUGAUGGAGUACUGCGUUGGCGGUGAAUUUUUCAGAGGCAAACCUGGUAAAUGCUUGGACGAGAAUGGGGCCAGGUUUUAUGCAGCAGAAGUGAUUUCAGCCCUGGAAUACUUGCAUCUUCAGGGGUUCAUAUAUCGUGAUUUGAAGCCAGAGAACAUUCUGUUGCACCACACUGGGCACCUCAUGCUAACCGAUUUUGACCUGAGUAAACAAUCCUUUUCUCCUUCUCCACCUGCUAUUAUCAAAUCAACCUCACGAAACAAGGAUCCAAUCAUUGACACCAAGACAUGCAUAUCUGAUUUGCGUACCCACAGCUUUGUAGGCACAGAAGAAUAUAUUGCACCCGAAGUAAUCAAAAUGUGUGGCCACACAAGUGCAGUCGAUUGGUGGACAUUGGGAAUAUUUAUCUAUGAAAUGCUGGCAAAUCAACCCGUACCUUUUCCUGAGCAGCCCUCAUUUAUGUCGUCUUUACAGUUACGAAAUAAGAAUAAGCCAAAGACAACUGAGCUGCAGGCGGUUUCGGGACUGUGUAAACAGUUAAUACGACGUCUCUUAGACAAAGAAGAGACCACACGUCUUGGAUCUCGGGCAGGUGCAAGCGACGUCAAGGCCCACCCGUUCUUUCAACCUCUUAACUUUGCUCUACUGCGAAGUAUGAUACCUCCCAUCGUUCCU